Molecule: messenger RNA, 645 nt
Organism: Botrytis byssoidea
Lineage: Eukaryota; Fungi; Ascomycota; Leotiomycetes; Helotiales; Sclerotiniaceae
Exons: 2
Coding region: 1-645 (214 amino acids)
Source: RefSeq, a predicted model, not a curated record
AUGGUUCAAUACAAACAUCUCAUUUUUCUCCUGACUAUAGGCAUCUCAACCGCCUUUGAGAACACAUUACCCCUUGCCCUUCGGCAAAUUGAACCAACACCUCAUCCUAAUGGAAACUUCCUCUAUCAAAUGUGUUAUCCCAAUCUAGCAAAUGUCAGCCUUCUCAUCGGUUCCAACGCAGCCGAAAAACGCCUAAAAAUCAUGGCCAACUCUCCUUUUCCCUGCGAGCGCAGUAACUAUAUCAUCUACGCCUGUCUCGCCAACGGUACAUCCGCUCUCGAUUUUCUCGCCGAGCAAGAAUGUCUCUGUCCCUCCUCCUUGUGGGAACUCGAAACCGCCUGCACGGAUUGUUAUCUCGCGCAUGGAUAUCAGAAUAUCACACGAGAGGAAAGCGAUGCGAGUAUCUCCCGUUUGAGCCAGGUGGAAUGUACGGCUACACCUGUGCAACCUUUUACGAAUCUUUUACCGAGCGUCGAUGCGUCCCAAGCGUUGACGACCCCAGAUGUGCUGUUGGGAUCGGAUAGAUUUCCAAAUCAGACGGCGGUUAGCAACUAUUAUACUGGAAAUUCUGCUUGGACGGCAGGAAGUAUUACCGGAAGUGCAACGGCUAGAUUGACAAGCUAUACGGCAACAGAAUUCAGUUGA